GAGUUUUAAAACAAAGUCGGAAACAGGAAAAUGAUUUAGACCCUUUUUGUUAAUCAUUUUCUCGGGAAAAAGUCCAUGACCUGGGAAGAGCGCUGAAAAUUAAGGGGAAGAACUAAUCUAUCAAUUUAGAUAUAGAUAUGUAGAGUGAGUGCACAAAGAUUUGUCCUAUUUCGCCACUCUAUCUCCAAGGCACCAUGUACGUGUCCGAUAAACCUCAAGCUAUCGACUUUUACAAGGAAGAAGUAGAAGAUCCAGAAAGCCACAAAAUGAUCGUUGACGUCGUCACUGGCAAUACCCAACUUCCACCUGGCCAUCAAAUCGGAGAUACGACUAGCAGUGGCGGGGAGGAGAAUUGUGCAAACCCUUGUUCUGAUCUGAAAACCCCUAAGAAACGAGCAGAGACAUGGGUACAAGAAGAAACUCGAGUACUUAUUGGUCUUCGCCGAGAAAUCGACUCACUUUUCAAUACUUCAAAGUCCAAUAAGCAUUUGUGGGACCAGAUUUCUAUGAAGAUGAGAGAAAAAGGGUUUGAUAGGUCACCUACUAUGUGUACUGAUAAGUGGAGAAAUUUGUUGAAGGAAUUCAAGAAAGCUAAACAAAAUCAAGAUAGAAAUGGUUCUGCUAAGAUGUCCUAUUAUAAAGAAAUUGAGGAGAUUUUGAGAGAGAGGAUUAAUAGUGGCGGUGGUUAUAAGAGUCCUCCAGCUCCCAAGGUUGAUUCUUUUAUGCACUUCGCGGAAAAGGGUCUUGAUGAUACAAGUAUCACAUUUGGACCUGUCGAAGAGAACGGGAGACCAACUCUUAAUUUAGAACGACGUCUGGAUCAUGAUGGCCAUCCUCUUGCCAUAACGGCGGCAGAUGCAGUCACUGGGAGUGGAGUUUCCCCUUGGAAUUGGAGAGAGACACCUGGAACCGGUGAGCCGAGUCAGUCAUAUGAGGGUCGAGUUAUCUCAGUCAAAUGGGGAGAUUACACGAAAAGAAUUGGUAUUGACGGCACUGCAGAUGCCAUCACAGAAGCUAUUAAAUCUGCUUUUCGGUUAAGGACAAAGCGUGCAUUUUGGUUGGAGGAUGAAGAUAAUAUUGUCAGAACACUCGACAGGGAUAUGCCACUGGGAAACUACACCUUGCAUGUCGAUGAAGGCCUGACAAUAAAGAUAUGCAUGUAUGAUGAAGCAGAUCACUUGCCUGUUCAUACAGAGGAUAAAACCUUUUACUCUGAGGAUGAUUUUCAGAACUUCUUAUCACGCAGAGGCUGGACAUGUUUAAGAGAGUAUAAUGGCUAUCGGAAUGUUGAUAGUAUGGAUGAGCUUUGCCCGGGUGCCGUCUAUCGUGGUGCCAACUAAGGAGGACCAGUAGGGCCUUCUCCAUCAUUGUGACCUUCUGCUCAGAAAGCUCAUUUGAGUAGUCUAAACUGUAUAGAUGGUUCCAGCUAUACGUGACAGUAGCAAAUGUGCGCCAAAGUAGGGAAGGACAUCGUUGUACAAAUUAGUUGCAUCUUAGCUUUUGAUUGCGUGUAAAUCUUUUCAUAUUUGAUGUACUUCCAGAUCCUGAAACCAAACCUCUCCCGUGGUUAUAGCUUUCCUAGUAGUUCCCUUUAAUUCAUAUAUCAGUACAUACUA
Molecule: messenger RNA, 1616 nt
Organism: Capsicum annuum
Lineage: Eukaryota; Viridiplantae; Streptophyta; Magnoliopsida; Solanales; Solanaceae
Product: trihelix transcription factor GT-1
Exons: 5
Coding region: 195-1340 (381 amino acids)
Source: RefSeq, a predicted model, not a curated record